Nomascus leucogenys (northern white-cheeked gibbon) is the source of this 9857-nucleotide messenger RNA. The record is from RefSeq and is a predicted model, not a curated record. NCBI's taxonomy places the organism in Eukaryota, Metazoa, Chordata, Mammalia, Primates, Hylobatidae.
UUGUUCCUUUUUCAGUGCAUUUUUUCAUAUCCAAGGUUGUAUAAGGAAGAAAUUUGACAAUCUAACAAGUUUUACUAAAUGGAAGAUCAAUUACAGGAAUGCAUAUAAUAUAUAUUGGCUCCACUGUCACUCACUCACUUUAUUUGCUGUUUGAUGAUCCAGAUUUAGUGUCUCUAAAUUUCAUUUAUCUAGGAUAUUUUAGUAUCUUAUUUAUUGUAAGAGAAAAAACAGGCCAUUUCUUUGGUUAGUAAAUGAAGUUAAAGGGCACUACUAGAAAAUGCAUAUAUCAAAUAUUAUAGCUUGCUUCAGUAACUGUAAAUCGGUUGAAUGUUAACCUGGUUCUCAUAGGUAUUUACAAACAGAUUAGUUUAUAAAAACCAAUUUACUAUUAAAAAAUCUACAUUAGGAUAAUUAUUUUUGAAACCCUGAAGUCAACUGUAAUAUGUAUGUUAGAUAAUACAUUUGCCUGUUGUAGCAAAUUUCUAACUUGGCAUUAUCAUGCCUCCUUCUUUGCAUCUUUAAUACAGCCAUUAAUCUCACUACAAGGCUUUACUAAGGAUAAAUUGCUGCGUAACCCACUUCAACCUCUUUUGUUCAACCAGGAAGCCAGACGUGUUAAAUAGCUUUUUAAAAAAUAUAUUAUUUCUUUUUUGAAAUUUUAGGGUUUUAAAAAUUGAAGUGGUAAAAUAAGAGAAUUUGUUUUGUCUGUUAAAAUUACUUGACAGAAGUUUGCUUUGGAAUAGAGCUUCUGUAUCUUUAAAAAAUACACAGUGAGUCACCCCCUGCUCUUUUGGUAGAUGCCUGGCUAGUGAACAGCUAAGCUGCUUUAGGCAUGUAAUAGAACAUUCCAUUUCCUGUUCCCUUGCUGACACAGAGGAGUGUUCCUGCUGGCAAUGAUCUAAUCAUAGUGCAGUAAGAAACAUGGCAGUUUGAUAAAACAUGGUGGAGACAGCGGCUGAAAUGGAAGCAUAUGUUCUAGAAGACAUUCUUGAGGUGGAGUCUUUCAUUUUGGAUCAGGAUGAUUUGGAAAAUCCAAUGCUGGAAACAGCUUCCAAGUUGCUCUUAUCAGGUACUGCUGAUGGUGCAGACCUCAGGACAGUAGAUCCAGAAACACAGGCUAGACUGGAAGCUUUACUAGAAGCUGCAGGAAUAGGAAAAUUGUCCACGGCUGAUGGUAAAGCCUUUGCAGAUCCUGAAGUACUCCGGAGGUUGACAUCGUCUGUUAGUUGUGCGUUGGAUGAAGCUGCUGCUGCACUUACCCGUAUGAGAGCUGAAAGCACAGCAAAUGCAGGGCAGUCGGACAACCGCAGUUUGGCAGAAGCCUGUUCAGAAGGAGAUGUAAAUGCUGUGCGAAAGUUACUCAUUGAAGGGCGAAGUGUAAAUGAACACACAGAGGAAGGGGAGAGCCUCCUUUGUUUAGCUUGUUCUGCUGGAUACUAUGAGCUUGCACAGGUUUUGUUGGCAAUGCAUGCAAAUGUGGAAGAUAGGGGAAUCAAAGGUGACAUUACACCUUUAAUGGCUGCUGCUAAUGGAGGACAUGUCAAAAUUGUGAAGUUGCUGCUAGCUCAUAAAGCAGAUGUUAAUGCACAGUCUUCAACAGGCAAUACAGCACUUACAUAUGCUUGUGCUGGAGGCUAUGUAGAUGUUGUAAAGGUGCUCUUGGAAUCCGGUGCUAGUAUUGAGGACCAUAAUGAAAAUGGUCAUACCCCUCUUAUGGAAGCUGGAAGUGCUGGACAUGUGGAAGUAGCCAGAUUGCUGCUAGAAAAUGGGGCUGGCAUUAAUACGCAUUCCAAUGAAUUUAAAGAGAGUGCCCUUACCUUAGCUUGUUACAAAGGACACUUAGAGAUGGUGCGAUUUCUUUUGGAAGCAGGCGCGGAUCAAGAGCAUAAAACAGAUGAAAUGCACACUGCUCUAAUGGAGGCUUGCAUGGAUGGCCAUGUUGAAGUAGCUAGGUUACUUCUUGACAGCGGUGCCCAAGUGAAUAUGCCUGCUGAUUCAUUUGAGUCACCAUUAACUUUGGCUGCAUGUGGUGGGCAUGUGGAACUUGCGGCUUUACUUAUUGAAAGAGGAGCUAGCCUGGAAGAGGUCAAUGAUGAAGGUUAUACACCAUUGAUGGAAGCAGCUCGAGAAGGACAUGAAGAAAUGGUGGCAUUACUUCUCGGUCAAGGAGCAAAUAUCAAUGCACAGACAGAAGAAACUCAAGAAACUGCCUUGACUCUGGCUUGCUGUGGAGGCUUUCUGGAAGUGGCAGACUUUCUAAUUAAGGCAGGAGCCGAUAUAGAACUAGGGUGUUCUACCCCUUUAAUGGAAGCUGCUCAAGAGGGUCAUUUGGAGUUAGUUAAAUACUUAUUAGCUGCAGGAGCUAACGUUCAUGCAACAACAGCAACAGGGGAUACAGCACUAACAUAUGCCUGUGAAAAUGGUCAUACUGAUGUAGCAGAUGUCUUACUUCAGGCAGGCGCAGAUCUGGAACAUGAAUCUGAAGGUGGAAGAACUCCUUUAAUGAAAGCUGCAAGAGCUGGUCAUGUUUGUACUGUUCAGUUCUUAAUUAGUAAAGGAGCGAAUGUGAAUAGAACCACAGCUAAUAAUGACCAUACUGUACUGUCCCUGGCUUGUGCAGGGGGUCAUCUGGCAGUGGUGGAACUACUUUUGGCUCAUGGGGCAGAUCCUACUCACCGUUUGAAAGAUGGCUCAACUAUGUUGAUAGAAGCAGCAAAAGGUGGCCAUACAAGUGUUGUUUGCUAUCUCUUGGAUUAUCCUAAUAACUUGCUUUCAGCCCCUCCACCAGAUGUCACUCAGUUAACUCCCCCAUCCCAUGAUUUAAAUAGGGCUCCUCGUGUACCAGUUCAAGCACUGCCCAUGGUUGUUCCACCUCAGGAGCCUGACAAACCACCUGCCAAUGUUGCCACCACUCUUCCCAUCAGGAAUAAAGCUGCUUCUAAACAAAAGUCCAGCAGCCAUUUGCCAGCAAACAGCCAGGAUGUACAGGGUUACAUCACCAAUCAGUCUCCAGAGAGCAUUGUAGAAGAGGCUCAGGGAAAGUUAACAGAACUGGAACAGAGGAUAAAAGAAGCCAUAGAAAAGAAUGCACAGCUGCAGUCCUUGGAACUGGCUCAUGCUGACCAACUUACUAAGGAGAAGAUCGAGGAGCUCAACAAAACAAGGGAGGAACAAAUUCAGAAGAAACAAAAGAUUUUGGAGGAACUACAGAAAGUAGAACGAGAGUUACAACUGAAAACUCAGCAGCAGCUAAAAAAGCAGUAUCUAGAGGUUAAAGCUCAAAGAAUUCAACUUCAGCAACAGCAGCAACAGUCUUGCCAACACCUGGGAUUACUAACUCCUGUUGGAGUUGGAGAGCAGCUUUCUGAGGGAGACUAUGCACGGUUACAGCAAGUGGAUCCUGUUUUACUUAAAGAUGAACCCCAGCAGACUGCUGCUCAGAUGGGUUUUGCACCAAUCCAGCCUCUGGCGAUGCCUCAAGCUUUGCCUCUGGCAGCAGGUCCCUUGCCUCCAGGGUCCAUCGCAAAUCUUACAGAACUGCAAGGAGUGAUAGUUGGACAGCCAGUACUGGGCCAAGCACAGUUGGCAGGGCUGGGGCAAGGAAUUCUGACAGAAACACAACAAGGGUUAAUGGUAGCCAGCCCUGCUCAGACCCUCAAUGACACGCUGGAUGACAUCAUGGCAGCAGUCAGUGGAAGAGCAUCUGCAAUGUCAAACACUCCUACCCACAGUAUUGCUGCAUCCAUUUCCCAACCUCAGACUCCAACUCCAAGUCCUAUCAUCUCUCCUUCAGCCAUGCUUCCUAUCUACCCUGCCAUUGAUAUUGAUGCACAGACUGAGAGUAAUCAUGACACGGCGCUAACACUUGCCUGUGCUGGUGGCCACGAGGAACUGGUACAAACACUUCUAGAGAGAGGAGCUAGUAUAGAGCACCGAGACAAGAAAGGUUUUACUCCACUCAUCUUGGCUGCCACAGCUGGUCAUGUUGGUGUUGUGGAAAUAUUGCUGGACAAUGGUGCAGACAUUGAAGCCCAGUCUGAAAGAACCAAGGACACACCACUCUCCUUGGCUUGUUCUGGGGGAAGACAGGAGGUGGUGGAGCUAUUGUUAGCUCGAGGGGCAAAUAAAGAGCACAGGAAUGUUUCUGAUUACACACCUCUAAGUCUGGCUGCUUCUGGUGGCUAUGUGAACAUCAUCAAAAUAUUACUAAAUGCAGGAGCUGAGAUUAACUCUAGAACUGGUAGCAAAUUGGGCAUCUCUCCUCUGAUGUUAGCAGCUAUGAAUGGGCAUACAGCUGCUGUUAAGCUCUUGUUAGACAUGGGCUCUGACAUAAAUGCUCAGAUAGAAACCAAUCGGAACACUGCCCUUACUUUAGCCUGCUUCCAAGGAAGAACUGAAGUGGUUAGUCUUCUGCUUGAUAGAAAAGCAAAUGUUGAACACAGAGCUAAGACUGGUCUCACACCACUAAUGGAAGCUGCCUCUGGUGGAUAUGCGGAGGUGGGCCGAGUUCUUUUGGAUAAAGGUGCUGAUGUUAAUGCCCCUCCAGUUCCCUCCUCAAGAGAUACAGCUUUAACCAUAGCAGCAGAUAAAGGGCAUUACAAAUUCUGUGAGCUUCUUAUUGGCAGGGGAGCUCAUAUUGAUGUACGUAACAAGAAGGGGAACACUCCAUUGUGGCUAGCAGCAAAUGGUGGACACCUCGAUGUGGUUCAGUUACUGGUGCAAGCAGGUGCAGAUGUGGAUGCAGCAGAUAACCGCAAGAUAACUCCUCUUAUGGCAGCAUUUAGAAAGGGUCAUGUGAAGGUGGUGCGCUACUUAGUCAAAGAAGUCAAUCAGUUUCCAUCAGAUUCUGAAUGUAUGAGAUACAUAGCAACCAUCACUGAUAAGGAGAUGCUGAAGAAGUGUCAUCUUUGUAUGGAGUCAAUAGUACAAGCCAAAGAUAGACAGGCUGCUGAAGCAAACAAAAACGCCAGCAUUUUGUUAGAGGAGUUAGACUUGGAAAAGUUAAGGGAAGAAAGUCGGAGGCUGGCUUUGGCUGCGAAAAGAGAAAAAAGAAAAGAGAAGAGAAGAAAGAAAAAGGAAGAACAAAGAAGAAAACUAGAAGAAAUUGAAGCCAAAAAUAAAGAGAACUUUGAACUCCAAGCUGCUCAAGAAAAAGAAAAGCUUAAAGUUGAAGAUGAGCCUGAAGUCUUGACAGAACCUCCAAGUGCCACAACCACUACUACUAUAGGUAUAUCUGCAACCUGGACAACUUUGGCAGGUUCUCAUGGUAAAAGAAAUAAUACCAUAACUACAACCAGUUCAAAGAGGAAAAACAGGAAAAAUAAAAUUACUCCAGAAAACGUUCAAAUUAUAUUUGAUGAUCCACUACCAAUUUCAUACAGUCAGCCAGAGAAGGUGAAUGGAGAGUCCAAGAGCAGCAGUACCAGCGAGAGUGGGGACAGUGAUAACAUGAGGAUUUCCAGCUGCAGCGAUGAAAGUAGUAACAGCAACAGCAGUCGUAAGAGUGACAAUCAUUCACCAGCUGUGGUCACUACCACUGUGAGCAGCAAAAAGCAGCCAUCAGUUCUUGUUACAUUUCCAAAGGAAGAGAGAAAAUCUGUUUCUGGCAAGGCUUCAAUAAAAUUGUCAGAAACUAUCAAUGAAGGGACCAGUAAUUCUCUAUCUACUUGUACAAAAUCUGGUCCAUCUCCCCUUUCCUCUCCAAAUGGGAAGUUAACAGUAGCAAGUCCUAAGCGUGGGCAAAAGAGGGAAGAAGGAUGGAAAGAAGUUGUAAGAAGGUCAAAGAAAGUAUCUGUUCCAUCAACUGUGAUAUCCAGAGUGAUUGGAAGAGGAGGCUGUAAUAUCAAUGCUAUUCGGGAGUUUACUGGUGCACACAUAGAUAUCGAUAAACAGAAAGACAAGACUGGAGACCGGAUAAUCACUAUAAGGGGUGGCACUGAAUCAACAAGACAAGCAACUCAAUUGAUUAAUGCUUUGAUCAAGGAUCCAGACAAAGAAAUUGAUGAACUUAUUCCAAAGAAUCGUUUGAAAAGCUCCUCAGCAAAUUCCAAAAUAGGGUCAUCAGCACCUACCACCACUGCUGCUAACACUUCCUUAAUGGGAAUUAAAAUGACAACUGUAGCUCUGUCAUCAACAUCUCAAACUGCCACAGCACUCACUGUGCCUGCAAUUUCUUCUGCAUCCACUCACAAAACCAUUAAGAACCCAGUGAAUAAUGUGAGGCCUGGUUUUCCAGUUUCUCUUCCAUUAGCAUAUCCUCCUCCACAGUUUGCACAUGCUUUGCUUGCUGCUCAGACUUUCCAGCAGAUCCGUCCACCAAGGUUGCCCAUGACCCACUUUGGAGGUACUUUUCCACCAGCUCAAUCUACUUGGGGUCCUUUUCCUGUCAGGCCUUUGAGCCCUGCCAGAGCUACUAACUCGCCUAAGCCUCACAUGGUGCCUCGCCAUAGCAAUCAGAAUAGCAGUGGUUCUCAGGUGAAUUCAGCAGGUUCUUUAACUUCAAGCCCAACAACUACAACCAGUUCAUCAGCUUCAACGGUGCCUGGUACAUCUACAAAUGGCAGUCCAAGUUCACCUUCUGUCCGAAGGCAGCUUUUUGUCACAGUUGUGAAGACAUCCAAUGCCACCACAACAACAGUCACAACCACAGCAAGCAACAAUAACACUGCACCCACAAAUGCCACAUAUCCUAUGCCUACUGCCAAAGAACACUAUCCAGUAUCAUCCCCAUCUUCCCCAUCACCACCAGCCCAGCCAGGAGGGGUUUCUAGAAACAGCCCUUUGGAUUGUGGAUCAGCAUCUCCAAAUAAAGUGGCAUCUUCCUCCGAACAGGAAGCAGGUAGUCCACCAGUAGUAGAAACAACAAACACUAGACCUCCAAACAGCAGCAGUUCUUCUGGGAGUUCAUCAGCUCAUUCUAAUCAGCAACAACCUCCGGGAUCUGUUUCUCAGGAACCAAGACCACCUCUUCAGCAGUCUCAGGUUCCUCCCCCGGAAGUUAGAAUGACUGUUCCUCCUUUAGCAACAAGUUCUGCUCCAGUGGCGGUGCCUUCUACUGCCCCAGUGACUUACCCUAUGCCUCAGACACCAAUGGGAUGCCCCCAGCCCACUCCUAAAAUGGAAACCCCUGCUAUUAGACCACCCCCUCAUGGCACAACUGCCCCUCACAAGAAUUCAGCUUCAGUGCAAAAUUCAUCUGUUGCAGUCCUCAGUGUCAAUCACAUUAAAAGACCUCACAGUGUUCCCUCUUCUGUCCAGCUACCUUCGACCUUAAGUACACAAAGUGCUUGUCAGAAUUCAGUACAUCCAGCAAAUAAGCCUAUUGCUCCCAAUUUCAGUGCCCCCUUACCAUUUGGGCCCUUUAGCACAUUGUUUGAAAACAGCCCUACUUCUGCUCAUGCCUUCUGGGGAGGAUCUGUUGUUUCAUCUCAGUCAACACCAGAAUCUAUGCUAUCAGGAAAAUCCUCAUAUUUGCCAAAUUCAGAUCCUUUACAUCAGUCUGAUACUUCCAAAGCUCCAGGUUUUAGACCACCAUUACAGAGACCUGCUCCAAGUCCCUCAGGUAUUGUCAAUAUGGACUCGCCAUAUGGUUCUGUAACACCUUCUUCAACACAUUUGGGAAACUUUGCUUCAAACCUUUCAGGAGGUCAGAUGUAUGGACCUGGGGCACCCCUUGGAGGAGCACCCGCAGCUGCUAACUUUAACAGACAACAUUUUUCCCCGCUUAGUUUGUUGACUCCGUGUUCAUCAGCAUCAAAUGAUUCUUCUGCACAGUCAGUAUCCUCGGGAGUUCGUGCACCAUCUCCUGCCCCAUCAUCAGUACCGUUAGGUUCAGAAAAGCCCAGCAAUGUGUCUCAGGACAGGAAAGUUCCAGUCCCUAUUGGGACUGAACGUUCUGCACGUAUCAGGCAAACUGGAACGUCAGCUCCAUCUGUUAUUGGGAGCAAUUUGUCUACAUCAGUAGGGCAUAGUGGCAUCUGGUCCUUUGAAGGGAUUGGUGGCAAUCAAGACAAAGUAGACUGGUGUAACCCUGGGAUGGGAAAUCCUAUGAUCCACAGACCGAUGUCUGACCCAGGAGUAUUUUCACAACAUCAAGCAAUGGAGCGAGAUAGUACAGGAAUUGUAACUCCUUCUGGUACAUUCCAUCAGCAUGUUCCUGCAGGCUACAUGGACUUUCCUAAAGUUGGGGGUAUGCCUUUUUCUGUGUAUGGGAAUGCAAUGAUUCCUCCAGUAGCACCUAUCCCUGAUGGUGCUGGAGGACCCAUAUUUAAUGGCCCUCAUGCUGCAGACCCUUCUUGGAACUCACUGAUAAAGAUGGUUUCCAGCUCCACGGAAAAUAAUGGCCCUCAAACGGUGUGGACUGGACCCUGGGCACCUCACAUGAACAGUGUGCAUAUGAACCAGCUUGGCUGAUGAGGAUCAGCUUGUUAGCCUGCAGAUUCCUUUUCAUUUGGAGGAAAUCACAAGUGGCCGAAAAAAAAAAAAUUAUGCUCCCAAAUCAUUCUACUGAUGUGCUUGACUGAAGUGUGUAGGCUUUUUGCAGAAGAUCUUACUAACUGACCUAUUUUCUGUGAACAUCUGUGACUGCCCAUUCCCCAUCAUCAUCCGUUUUACCUUAGUUAGCAUUUUUCUUAUCAUUUUUCUUUUUUUCUUUCCCUCUUCCCCUUUGGACAUAACUUUCUGUUGAAGCUGUUCUUUGGCUGGUUGGUUUUAGUACUGUAAACUGCUUCUGAGCAAACACGGAAAUUUAGCAAAAUUAUGUAAACUUGAUCCUGAAGUUUUAGAAUGGCAAAUAAAUGUACAAUUGUUUACAUAACAGAAAAGGCUAAGCAGAAAGUAAAUUUCAAUAUGUCAGUAUAGAGGCUCUACUUUAUGUAGACUUAAAUUAAUGUGAGAUAUGUACCUUCAUAUUCAGAAAUCUGGAUGUUUCCUUCAUACAUUAAACUAUUAAUAAGCAUAACUUUUCUACUGGUGUAAUUUAAAUAUAAAGUAAAAUAAUGGGCAUUAUCAUUGGAUGUUUCCCCACAUUGGCUUUUAAAAUACCCAUCUUGCUUUCUUUUUGGUUUAUUUGUAGCAAGGCACAUAUAGAAGAAAUUUCUGGCUUUUUCAUGUUGUUUUAUUACCUUUUCUCACUUUUAAAACUAAUACACACUUAUCUCCUCACUCUUUUUUCUCUCCUUACCUUUACCACUAAUACCAGUAAAAUUAUCUUUCUGAUAGUGAAAAGGUUCUGUCAAGGUUUUCACUGUAAUGGCUGCUACAGAGAUGGACCAUCUUCGUCAUCACCAGUGGUUUCUUCUAAUUAUAAAAUGUUUAAACUUUCUGACAAUUUAAAAAGCCACCACUGUUCCCAGUCAGCAUAUACAAGCUCUUAAUAUUCUGUUUAUUAAACAAUUCAGUGUACUAUUUUAUAUUGGAUGAUAUUGAUUCUUAACAUUGGCUUUUCAGUCAUCAACAGUCAACAUAAAAAUUUCAAUUUUCAGUAAUUUAGUGGAAAAUAUCUUAUUUCUUUUUUCAAUUUUAAAGGCUUCCUGCUUUUUUACCCUUGUAUAUUAUCAGUGAAAAGGAUCGACAGUUAAUUUGAGCCAAGUAAUAAAAGAAAUUUUGCAUUUGUCACGAAGACAAUUUAUGGUAGACAGAUAAAUACACAGAUUACAGUAUAAAGUCUCCAUUUAACCUGUUUAUAAAAGAUACAGGGCCACACUAAACUACUCAGUGGGAUUUAUAUAUUCCAUCCACUUGAAACAAUAAACAGUAAUGUAUCCAAGAAGAUUAUGUGUCCUACCCUAUCUCAUGGAAAAAUUAAUUAUAUGGUUGAAACGUAAAAGAAAGUAAGCAUAAAAAUCAAGUAAUGUAUA